AUGGCGGACCUGGGCCGGCAGCUGCACGAGUACCUCGCGCAGUCCAAGGCUGCUGCUGCUGCCACCGGCCCCAGCGCGGUCCCCGCACCGCCGGCCGCUGGCAGCUCGCAGGAGGAGGCGGGGGACGGCGGCGGGCUGCGGGCCUGGCUGGGGGCGCUGAACCCGUUCCCGCCGGGUACUCCCCCAGGCGCCACGGUGUGGCCUUGGACGGGAGAGGAGGACCCGUGGCUGCCGGGGCUGUCGCGCUGGCAGCGGCUGGCGGGCAGCGGGCUGUGCGUGCUUCUGGCCGCGCUGUGCUUCGGGCUGGCCGCGCUGUGCGUGCCGCUGCUGCUGCUGCGCGCCCGCAAGUUCGCGCUGCUCUGGUCGCUGGGCUCGCUGUGCGCGCUGGGCGCCGCCGCGCUGCUGCGCGGGCCCGCCCGGCUGCUGCGGGAGCCCGGCCGCGGGGCGCUGCUGUACCUCGGGGCGCUGUUCGGGACGCUGUACGCCGCGCUGGGGCUGCGCAGCACCGCGCUGACAGCGCUGGGCGCCGCCGCGCAGCUCGGUAUCGCCGCCGCCGCGCUCCUGGCCGCGCUGCCCGGCGGUGCCGCCGGCCUGCGCCGCCUCGCCGGGCUGCUCCGCGCCGCCGUGUGCGGCCGAGGCAAGGCUCUGCCGCUGUGA
Messenger RNA from Sturnus vulgaris (Common starling), 657 nucleotides. Lineage: Eukaryota; Metazoa; Chordata; Aves; Passeriformes; Sturnidae. The record is from RefSeq and is a predicted model, not a curated record.